Molecule: messenger RNA, 2312 nt
Organism: Columba livia (rock pigeon)
Lineage: Eukaryota; Metazoa; Chordata; Aves; Columbiformes; Columbidae
Product: immediate early response 3-interacting protein 1-like
Exons: 3
Coding region: 79-327 (82 amino acids)
Biological process (GO): endoplasmic reticulum to Golgi vesicle-mediated transport
Cellular component (GO): Golgi membrane; endoplasmic reticulum membrane; COPII-coated ER to Golgi transport vesicle
Source: RefSeq, a predicted model, not a curated record
CCCACCCCGCCCCGCCCCGCCCCGUCCCGUCCCGCUCGGGCGCCAGUUCCCGCUCCGGCGGCGCAUCGCGGCGGGAUUAUGGCGUUUACGCUCUACUCGCUGCUCCAGGCCUCCCUUCUUAUUGUCAACGCUGUAGCUGUACUGCAUGAAGAGCGCUUUCUCCGACACGUUGGCUGGGGAAGUGAUCAAGGGAUUGGAGGAUUCGGAGAGGAACUGGGAAUUAAAGCACAACUAAUGAACCUUAUUCGAUCUGUACGAACCAUUAUGAGAGUGCCAUUAAUAGCAUUAAACACCGUUACGAUCAUUCUCCUCCUGUUGUUUGGUUGAAAAUACCCAUUGCAAAAUCUUUUUGGACAUCAAAGGAAGUCAGUUGCUGACAAUUAACACUCCGAGUUCUCUGGGAUCCAUCAUGGUUUAGCUGUCAAUUUGACAUUCAACUUUAAAAAUAAAUAAAUAAAUAAAUACACUAUUUCUAUUUAUCCCAUUUCCUAAUGUUCACUUGCAGUUUCAUUACACAAGAUAAUGGGAUCAAUGCAACAAAGCUGCAAAUAUACCAGACUACGACCAGAUCUGUUGCUGCCUGUUAGUGUUGACUGUUAAUUAUAUGUCACUAAGAUAUUGCGCUGAUUGUCGAUAGGAUGCGUUUUUUUAAAUGUCUCAUUACUCAGGGAUGAAUUUCCGUCAGUCCACUUUCUGAUUUAUUAUUAAAUGAAGAAAAAACAAGUGGGUUUUGUUUCAGUUACUACCACAGUACUACUUAAAAGAAUACAAAUUAGGCAUUGAAAACGUUAUAAAUUAUUGAAGUACAGUUGUGAUAUUGAGAUGGUAAAAGUCUCGAAGAUGGGUAAAGUCUCAAUUCAGUUCACAUCGGAAGGUGAAUUUUCCCGUUUUGAGAACAGGAUUUUUCUCUCGUGUGUUUGAUAAGACUUCAAAUCAAGAAUGUUUCGUGCUGAUGGUGAAGUAAGUUGAAAAUAGGUGCAAUUGCUAUGCAAAAAUCUAAAAAAGUUGUACCUAAAGCUGGGCAACUCUGUUAAUUUAGACUAGCAGGCGAUAUUAGCAAUUUAGCAUUUGUUACUGUUCUGUCAAGAAUUAUUAUAGUUUUAAAAAUGUGUGUUAAACUUCCACAUGGUGAUUAGUGUGACGGAAGUGGACAACCAUUUGUAGUUGGAGCUUCUUGAGAAAUGCGGGAGGGGAAUAAUGUGCCCUUUCCAAAUGCAAUUCUUUGUCAAAAACCAGCAAAUUUCCAGCCUCUUCUAUUAGUGCUUCUUCCUCCUGCCCUCCAUCUUCCUUUGUUAAAUUAACAAUUUGCUGAAAUGGAAACUGUGAGUGUGAUCUUGCAGUUCUGUCGCAGAGAUUAUUGCUAACUGCAAUCUUCUCUCAAUUAGGACUGCUGGGUUAGGUCCAAUGUUUUCUAGCAAGUCUGAACUAAAGAAGGCUGAUUCUUAUGUACUUUUUUAGAAAAGUUAGAAGUCUUCUGUCUGUUCCUCUGCUAAAGUGUUUUAGCUUCUUUUUAAAGUGGGGAAAGACAAAGGAAAUGUGGCAGUUUCAUUAUUUUAAAACAGUUUAUCAUCUCUUCUUCUGACGUCUUGAUGACUAAAGCAUACAUGGUUGUAUGCAAAGAUAAAUCUGUAAAAUGUGUAAAUGAUCUUCAAUUGCAGUGUUUUGCAGAGUAGAGUAUAUCCAGGAGAAGAGUUUGAUGUUGUUGUUUUUUUUUUUUUUUCUUAGUGAAAACUUGUAAAUAAAUUUUGAAUUUCUAAGUUAAAGCACUCUCAUAACUCACUAUAUUUCUGUCUACAGUGGGAGUAUCACAAAACUCAGCUUCAUCCUGUUCCAGAUAACCGGCAUUACUGUUUUUACAUGAAAUACUUUUUUUUUCUCUCAUCCCUGUGGCACUUUUAGUAUCUCUUCUUCGCUACAAAGCUGUAUUUUGGUUUAUGUAACAAAGCUAAUGAGCAACAGUAACAUUGGCCAGAGGCAGAAUAGGAUCAUGGUAGGCUUUAAAUUCUAAACUAGGUAGAUCUAUUAUAAAAUAUUCCUUAUUUUGUGUAAUUUGGAGGUCACGAGGGUACAGUCUGGAUCAGUUAUUUUCAUAUAUUUAUCUUUCAUGGAAACAGGACAAGUAUGUAUGUGGAACAGAUAAAACAUGGAAGGUACACAGGAGUUUUUGUAAAAAGAGCAGUGGUGGAUGUUUCCAUUGCUGAUGCGUUGGAGUACCAAAUGAUUUGAAGCACAGCUUGCAUAUUAUUUCCUUUUGAUAUACAUUGACUGUUAAAACUGUCUUUUCCUAAAAUAAAAACCAGUACUAAAGAUUA